AUGACCUUUCAAAUCAAACUCUCACGAGAUUUCAAUAUUAAGCAUCAUGGCGGACAAAGCGGGAGACGGACCAGUUGAGGCACAAUUACAGAUGGGAGACACGGAAAAUAGUAGAGCUGAAUCAGAAGCAACCAACAAAGAAGAUGGUGAAAGUGAAAUGGCUGAGGAAGCCAUGUCUGUGGAUGACGAAGGCUCAGAAUGUUACUGUGGAAAAGGUAGAAAUCUAGGAACAGUAGAAAUUCAGUGUGGAUUCUGUUUUCGGUGGUUCCAUCAGGAUUGUAUUGGAUGUUAUCUUGGCACAGCCAUUCCUUUUAUGACAAAUUAUCAGUUUGCCUGUAGAGGGUGCAGCCCUAAUGGUUUAGAAAAUUUCACAAAAAAAGUAUCAAGUUUUCCUCAAAUUUGUUACACUGCCAUAGCCAACCUCUGUUACCAGACUGAUCCGGCCUCAGAAAAUCCACAGAUGUUCUCUAGAGAUGGGGAGAUCAUUCCAUUCAUUGAUAAACAAUGGGAGAACCUGACAACCCAGACCAGAAGAACCAAGCAAACAUGGCACGCCACUGUCGCCAAAACCUUGUCCAAAGAAACAGAAAUGUUCACUUACAAAGAAGAAAAUCUUGGAGAUCCUCAUUUUGGGUUGACUCUCUCUGAUCUGUACAAAGUUGGUCCCUACAGUGAAAUCUUGAAACAAAGUGGAAGUGUGCCCUCUAUUGGCAAGAGUGGAGGUUUUGUGGACAGUGGAAAGGGUAGAGGGUACAAAAGAAAGGCCCCAGACUCAGUACAGCUCCCUGGAGUCAAACAAAAGAGAGGUGAUCUUGGACCCACUACCAAACAGGCCCCGCAUGGCUAUCCAUUGGAACAUCCAUUUAACAAAGAUGGAUACCGAUAUAUUCUGGCAGAAGCAGACCCUCACGCCCCAAACAGACAGGCUUUUGAUGAGAGUCUAGACUGGGCAGGAAAGCCUAUCCCUGGCUAUCUGUAUAGAACCUUCUUAGGAACAGAUGUACUGUUUGCACUGAAUGACAGAGCUCCACAGUUGAAGAUUUCUACUGACCGACUGAGUGUGACGGGGGAGAAGGGUUACAGCAUGGUCCGGGCCACUCAUGGGGUGAGGAGGGGAGCCUGGUAUUUUGAGGUCCUUAUUGAGGAGAUGCCACAGGAUUCUGCCACAAGAAUAGGGUGGUCACAGUCGCUAGGUAACUUACAAGCCCCCUGUGGUUAUGACAAGUUUAGUUACUCCUUUCGUUCACGGUUGGGGACAAGAUUUCACCAGAGCCGAGGGAAGCACUACUGCGACGGGGGAUACUCGGAGGGGGAUGUCCUCGGGUUCUUCAUUCAUCUACCAGAACCUGACAACCCAGGAAAACUCCUCCCAAACACAUUCAAAGACAGGCCAUUAGUAAAGUUCAAGAGUCACCUUUACUAUGAAGAGAAGGACCAUGUUGCUGAAACAGAGAAGUCCCUGAAACCAUUGAUUGGAUCUCAGAUGAUUAUGUACAAAAACGGAUCAUCACAGGGCAUAGCCUAUGAGGAUGUCUUUGAAGGAGUAUACUAUCCAGCAGUUUCCUUGUACAAAAACACCAAGGUGACCAUGAACUUUGGGCCAGACUUUAAGUGUCCUCCGCAGGGUCUCAAGGACUUCAGACCGAUGUCAGAUGCUGCAUCCCAAACAAUGGUGGAAUAUGCUCUAGCAGAUAUUAUUUACCAUGUGGAAAAUGAAGGGAAAUUGCCCGAGUUUUAAGAACAUUUUUCAAACAAUCACCAGUGCCACUGACAGAAACAUUCAGCCGAGCCCUGUCUGAACAAGUGUCCCCCUUAGCUCCUGUCUGUGUUUGCUUCACUGUAGGGCCUGAGUAUCGUAUCAACUGUAUGGGCUGAGAGCCUGCUUCAAUGAGGCUAAAUCAUACAUGCAUGGAACUGUAAAUUGUUUUUAGGAAAGUAAAACAUUUCUUCAUAAUUAAAUGUGAAAUAAAAUGAGUAAAACAUUCAUG
This is a messenger RNA of Magallana angulata, 1988 nucleotides long. Its product is annotated as set1/Ash2 histone methyltransferase complex subunit ASH2-like. The transcript is spliced from 18 exons. Gene Ontology annotation, molecular function: protein binding; transcription cis-regulatory region binding. Bases 47 to 1738 code for a protein of 563 amino acids. Gene Ontology annotation, cellular component: Set1C/COMPASS complex. The record is from RefSeq and is a predicted model, not a curated record. Lineage: Eukaryota; Metazoa; Mollusca; Bivalvia; Ostreida; Ostreidae.